UAAUGCUCUAUUCCUUAAAAAAUGUCGGUCUCUGCUAGAAAUCCUCGACUCCCACUCCUAACAGACAUUAUCUACCGUCUUCGCUUAAAACCGUUCCAGUCCAAAACUAUAAAUUCUUCUGCGAGUCGCCAAAACCUCCACAUAUCCCUGAAAAGAAUCCCAGAAAUCUCUGCUCUCAACACCAACUCCAUUGAUACCGUAAAUUUGAAUUCAGAUAUAUGUGUACUAUGCCUCCACGGGAACUUAGAGCAAGCUCUGCGUCACUUAGACUCUAUGGAAGAACGCGGGUUUCCUGUCGAGGAGGACACGUACAUAGCUUUGGUAAAGUUGUGCGAGUGGAAGCGAGCAGCCUCCCAGGGAGCUCGUGUUUAUGCUCAUGUCUCUAGUUCGACGGCCCAUUUAAGCAUUCGAUUGGGAAAUGCUCUGUUGAGCAUGUUCGUGCGGCUGGGUAACUUGCUCGACGCCUGGUACGUAUUUGGCAAAAUGGAGGAGAGGGAUGUCUUUUCAUGGAACGUCAUGGUCGGUGGGUACGCUAAAUCGGGUUUCUUUGAUGAUGCGUUGAAUUUGUACCAUAGGAUGUUGUGGGUCGGAGUCAAACCCGAUAUGUAUACGUUUCCUUGUGUUCUGAGGACGUGCGGUGGUGUUCCCGAUUUGGCUAGGGGUAUGGAGGUUCACGUUCAUGUUAUUAGAUUUGGGUUUGAAGCAGAUGUUGAUGUAACUAAUGCUUUAAUUACUAUGUAUGCUAAGUGUGGGGAUGUUCGUAGUGCAAGGUUAUUGUUUGAUAGAAUGCCCAGCAGGGAUCAAAUCUCGUGGAAUGCUAUGAUAUCAGGAUAUGUUGAGAAUGAGGAGUGUUUGGAGGGCUUGAAGUUGUUCUUUAUGAUGAGAGAUCGUUCUAUAGACCCAGAUUUGAUUACCAUGACCAAUAUAAUUUCUGCGUGUGAGAUUCUCGAUAAUGCCAGAUUAGGGAAGGUGAUUCAUGGGUAUGUGAGCACAAAGGAAUUCAGGGAAGAUGUUUCAAUUUGUAAUGCUUUGAUUCAGAUGUACUCUAGUGCUGGGAAUUUGUCAGAAGCGGAGAAAGUUUUCUGCAGGAUGGGUUUCAAGGAUGUGGUGUCAUGGACUGCAAUGAUUUCUGGUUAUGAGAAAAAUGGGCUACCUCACAAAGCCGUGGAAGCUUAUCAGCAGAUGGAGUUAAAGGGUGUGAAGCCUGAUGAGAUCACUAUUGUCAGUGUUCUUUCUGCUUGCGCUUCUCUACGACAUCCUGAUUUGGGAAUCAAGCUCCAUGAGUUUGCUAAUAAGAUGGGCCUUAUUGCAUACACAGAAGUUGGGAACACCCUUAUUGACAUGUAUUCCAAAUGUGGCUGCAUUGAUAAGGCUUUGGAGGUCUUCAAACAGAUACCCGAGAAGAACGUGAUAUCUUGGACAUCCAUCAUCUUCGGAUUUCGGAUCAACAACCGGAGCUUGGAGGCCUUGAGCUUCUUUCGGCAGAUGAGAUUCAGUCUAAAACCUAAUUCAGUUACACUGAUUGCUGCUCUUUCCACAUGUGCUAAGAUAGGAGCCUUGAUGUGUGGAAAGGAGAUUCAUGCCCAUGCGCUAAGGAGUGGAGUUAGAUUUGAGGGGUUCCUGCCAAAUGCACUUUUAGACAUGUACACAAGGUGUGGAAGGAUAGAAUAUGCAAGGACCCAGUUUGACAGCUAUAAAGACAAGGAUGUUUCAUCUUGGAAUAUUAUGUUAACCGGCUAUGCCCGCCGGGGAUGUGGAACACUUUCUAUUGAUCUGUUUCAUAGAAUGAUAGAUGAAGGAGAGGAUCCUAAUGAAAUCACAUUCAUUGCCCUCCUAUGUGCUUGUAGUAGAUCUGGAAUGGUGAGUGAAGGUUUGGAGUAUUUUAAUGGCAUGGAACGGAGUUAUGGUGUCACACCAAAUCUGAAGCACUAUGCGUGCAUGGUGGAUUUACUUGGUCGCGCUGGGCAAGUGGAAGUUGCCUAUGAGUUUAUAGAAAACAUGCCCUUGGAGCCAGACUCCGCUGUCUGGGGAGCCUUGUUGAAUGCAUGCAGGAUACAUCGACAGGUUGAGCUUGGUGAGCUUGCUGCUCGCUUCAUAUUCAAAAUGGAUUCAGAGAGUAUUGGGUAUUAUGUUCUAUUAUGUAACCUCUAUGCUGACAAUGGUCGAUGGGAUGAAGUUUCGAGAGUGAGAAGGACAAUGAGAGAAAGAGACGUUAUGUUUGAUCCUGGCUGCAGUUGGGUGGAGGUUAAGGGAAAAGUUCACGCAUUCCUUAGUGGUGAUAGUUCCCAUCCACAAAUUAAAGAGAUUAAUGCAGUUCUAAAUGGCUUGUAUGAGAGAAUAAAAACUAUUAAUCUUAAUAUGCUUGAGAGCAGUUCAGUAAAUGAUACUGGAACAUCAAAGGCAGAUAUCUUUUGUGGGCACAGUGAAAGACUAGCCAUUGCGUUUGGGCUCAUCAAUACUUUGCCUGGGGUCCCUAUUUGGGUCACAAAGAACCUCUACAUGUGUACUAGCUGCCAUAAUAUCGUCAAGUUUAUCUCUAAGAUUGUUCGGCGGGAGAUAACUGUUAGAGAUACCGAACAAUUUCAUCAUUUCAAAGAUGGAAUCUGCUCAUGUAGAGACAAGGGUUGUUGGGGGCUACAGAACUAGAGAAUUGGAUGAAAUCCCCAUCCUCCGUUUGCACCCCUUCCAAUGGUAUCAAGGUUGUGAAACAAAAUGAGAAUUAAGAAACAGGAAAAAGAGAGAUUCCUAUGGUUUACCUAUAGCCUGGUGAGAGAAUUAUAGGAUUUUAACACUGACACCUCCUACAGCUUGGUUGUGAAAGAUGCUACAGAAUCGUAUGCCAUGCAAUCAAAGAACCGGGAUGCUUGGAUGUUCACUUUCCAUUACUGUGACUGGUAAGACAGGGAAGGAAAGGCGGCCUAUCGCUUCUCUCAUAAAAACUGCGUUGUAUUGUUGUUGUAUGAUUCUACCUCGACUUCACUCUCUUUUAUGACACAUAACAAACACCAGCAUCAAUUUACUGCUAAUUGAUCUCUGCUUCUGAUAUAUUUAUGUUUUAUUUGAAGGGGAAUAUAUUAGGGGAGAACAGAGAAUAAAAGGAAAAUUAUAUUUAUUGUUGCACAUGGGCAUGACAGAUUUACUUGUAUUUGGGAGAAAUGAAUGUACUGAUUGACUCUUGUUCGAACCUUAUGAAGUUAGCAGGUAGCAGGGUCCUUCUAUAGCUUUUGUUA
This is a messenger RNA of Telopea speciosissima, 3230 nucleotides long. Its product is annotated as pentatricopeptide repeat-containing protein At1g15510, chloroplastic-like. Gene Ontology annotation, biological process: RNA modification. Bases 22 to 2646 code for a protein of 874 amino acids. The record is from RefSeq and is a predicted model, not a curated record. Lineage: Eukaryota; Viridiplantae; Streptophyta; Magnoliopsida; Proteales; Proteaceae. The transcript has a single exon. Gene Ontology annotation, molecular function: RNA binding; protein binding; zinc ion binding.